Molecule: messenger RNA, 2408 nt
Organism: Dinoponera quadriceps
Lineage: Eukaryota; Metazoa; Arthropoda; Insecta; Hymenoptera; Formicidae
Exons: 7
Coding region: 552-1850 (432 amino acids)
Biological process (GO): septate junction assembly
Source: RefSeq, a predicted model, not a curated record
CGUCGCGACGCGAAGCUCCGUUUUGCGAUUUCGUUGCGGCGGGACUGCAGGUGAUAACGCGCUAGUUUCCAUUAUCGAGCAGUCCGCUCGAGCGUUCGGUGAUAGUGAGUGAUCCAUUCGAAACGACGCAAAGUUAGCUCGCUCUUCAAGAAGUUAUCUACCAUUUGCACAACUCCGGGGGAAUAAAAACCACAAAAUGAACAUACAAAUCAUUUUCGUGCUUUUAUUUUUCAAAUAUCGCGUUCUCUGAUUAUUAAAUAUGUAAAUACUUUCAGGAGAAUAAUUUUUCGAUGAGGGAGAACGUUGUUCACAUUGAAUCGACACUUCUUACUUCUAGAAAUAGAGGGAUAACCUCGCGCCAUUACAGCGUACGCGACGAAAACUAGUUCCUGAUGCGAGGACUAGCGUUUCAGAAGCAAAUGAAAACGGUUUGUUAAUAGCCUGAGAAUUCACGUAAUGCUUCGCCGAAAAGAGACAUUUGCGCAAACGGCCGUUUGUCCCUCGCUCUUGUAGUUGUUCGCUCGGCGUUGUUCCUCCCUGCUCGCUGCAUCAUGUGGAAUCGCAAAGUGUUCAUCCGAAUAAUUGAAGUGCUCUUAUGCGUCGCUUGCGUCGUGGCGCUCAGAGUGACGGACGAUGAGAGUCGAAGGGUGUUUCAUUACCUGAGGAAUCGUAGCAGGGAGUGGUCGUUGUUAAACAACGUCACAUGGGGCAGCAUAGGCGCUGCUCUUGCAACGGUGACCUGCGGCGGAUACAUCAUAAUAACGACGGGACUGUUGAUCGCCGCGGCCACCGGGGAACUCCGAGGCCGAAAGACGGAACUCUUUCUGCUCGGGCUGGGCGUGAUUCUCUUCGGGAUAGUCGGCGCCUUGUCGCUGGCGUCCAUCGACAGCGUUCCCGACGACUUGGUCGACAAUGCCGCGGUUUUGGGAGCGCUGUGCCUGAUCACGGCAUUGGUCUUCAUCGGAGAUUUGCUGAUGGCACCCCCUCGCAAGAAGGAUAAGGCGGACGAGACGAGAAUCAUCGAGAAGGAUUUAGGAAAACGAGCAGUGCCGGUAGUGGCUGUUGAGAAAGAGACGAAGCCGAAGUCGAAGCUGGUCGUGAAAAUUCCAGAGGACGAAGAGGGUCAGCAGAACGACGCGUUCGAGAAAGCGGACGAUCGUCGCUUCGAUCCUGCGAAAUCGUCCGGAAGGCGUUCCCCGGACUUCCGGGGUGAUCGGGAGAGUCGAGGAUCGCGUGACGAUCAGGAUCCGAGGGAACACAUACAGAAUUUCGAAAACGGCCGAGCCCUGCGUGACCCGCAGAGAUACCGCGAGCCUGAAGCGCUACGAUCGAGCGCGUACGAUCCUGGCCGCAAGUUCGAGGAGCCCAGGAUCACGUACAAGACUCAGGACAUCUAUCAGCGGCCGAUCGACGAAAUCGAUACGCCGCGGUUCCCGACGGAAUUUGAGAAAAGAGAGUCGUCCUUCGCGAGGAUAGUCAAUCCGAGCGUGAAGAUAAUGAGAGUUGAGCGAGAUGUCGAGGAGGACAAUUACAGAUAUUCGGACAACAGCCAGUACGACAACAUACCCGUCAGGAUACGCGGCUCGCCGUCUGGGAUCCUGAAGGGCUACCGCGACGUAUCCUUCACUAUGCCCGACCCGCCUAAAAAUUACGGGCCCAGAGGACGGGAGAGAUCCAAGGAGGAGAUUGAGAUGCUGGAGGAGUGUUUCGGCGCGUUGAAAACCACCGGGACGCAAACCGCUAGGAUACCGUCUUCGCCGAACGAUCCGGGAUAUGUGCGACAUACCGCGAAUAAUUGGCCGCAGGAUGCCAAAUCGCGAGCGAGUCCUGACCACAGCGGCAGAAUUUGACUCUCCACGACCAACGAGAGCUCUUGGUUGCAUUUAUUAUCCAUAAGCUUGCUGGAAAUCGCAGCUGCCAGUUGAGCGGAAGUAUGUCAAUUUUCACGUAAGAUAAUCAAGCGAAACCCUUCGAAGUCCCGCUAGUCUUGUAAGCAGCACUUAUUUCAUCAUUUAUAUCCGAAUGUAAAGUUCAUCGAACGUUUCUUUUUUUUUACAAGUAACUUAACCAUAAAGUGAUUAAGAUCGCAUGAGAAGUGUCUGAUAUUUUAUGAGGCUAUUCCAUAUGACGGAAAUUUGACAAUUUGGUUAACGUUCAGAAACGUAGAUCUCACGAAGGGGAAGCGUGGGACAUUUUUAUGCCUCCGAAAUAAAAAUCAGACAUCUAUAUCGGAAAAAUAAAAUCUAAAAUCUAAAAUCUAAACUUAUACCGCCUAUCGAGCACACGUACAAAGUGCCACGAAUAACAUUUAUGUUUAGACACGGUAGUUGUAACAGUAAAAUAUAUUAGAAGGAUUACUAUCACAGGGCUGCAACUAACUUCGACAUUUUUUAGUCGCAUUUGCACAU